AAGGCAGCAGUGCGCCUGCGCGGUAGCCUCAAGCGUCCAAGAUGGCGUUGGUGCAGCAGCUGUACCGGUUCGUCUUCCGUCGCACGUCCACGCUGGUUUUCACGGUCGUGGUGGGCGCCGUGAUUUUCGAGCGGGGCUUCGACCAGGCCACGGAGGCGAUUUUCUGCCGCCUCAACGAAGGGAGACUCUGGAAAGACAUCAAGCACAAAUACGAGAUCAAGCAGGACUGAGGCACGGCCAGCAAAACCCUGGAUUCCGGUUGGAUCCUCCGCCAUCUUCACCCAACAGCCCUUUGGUUUGCCGCCAGCUGUUCGUCCAGCAGAUGUUCAUCCUUGCACGAUGGCCCAGUGUGCGCGACUCCCCAAGCGAUGAAGAGAUUCAAAUGACUUUUUUCUUUUGGCUGAAAAACAGCUUAAUAAAAUGCACUCUCUGAGACAAGUAUA
Molecule: messenger RNA, 443 nt
Organism: Pantherophis guttatus
Lineage: Eukaryota; Metazoa; Chordata; Lepidosauria; Squamata; Colubridae
Gene: UQCR10
Product: ubiquinol-cytochrome c reductase, complex III subunit X
Biological process (GO): mitochondrial electron transport, ubiquinol to cytochrome c
Cellular component (GO): respiratory chain complex III
Source: RefSeq, a predicted model, not a curated record